AUGUUCAAUUAUUUUAACAAUCAAGUUAAAAAAUUGUUCGGAAAUGAACUCGGCAUGCUCGCAACACUUCCAACAAAAAUGCCGGGGAGCCCAAAAUUAAUGAGAGAAUUAGUGAUGUCGGUGAGUUGAAAAAAAUGUUCCCUAUUUCCAAAAGAAGAUUCAUAAAUAAAAUGUGAUGUGACAAAUUUUCAGAAUCAAUGGAUUCUUCAGAUGUUUUAUUGCUUAAAAACGAGAAUAUCAUUUGGAACUAUAUUUUUAAGUAAGGUGAACAACCUCAUUUUCAAAUUGACUUUUCAAUUUUUCAGAAGUAUUGUUUCAAAUAAAAAGCAAAAUGUCGUUGAUGUUGCGUUUUUUGCUCAAUUUUUAAAAUCGAAUAUUUUGCCUGAUAUUGAAUCAGAUGAGCUAUUUGAGCAGUAAGUGAUUUUUCUUAUUUUUUUGAAACAAUCACAUUAUUACAGUUAUCAAAAUGUGAUGGUGCCCAAUCUGUAUCGAAUGAAAUAGAAGAUGCAAAAAAGUUGAAGUUGAUCAAACAUCUCGAUGUAGUUAUCAAUGAUAAUGGAAAAUUAUUCAUUGAAAGAUCAAUAACAUUGAAAUCGAUAAAAUGGCAUCAAAAUCGAUUGAUCCAUUUUGAAUUUGUUGUAGAGCCAAUACAAAAACAAUCGAAUGUUGAAACACUUGUAGAGAGAGCACAAGAAUUGGAAUCGAAAUUCGUGGAUUUCAUCACGAAGUAAGUCAUUUCCCAGUCAUAAUAUCUCCUCAACUAAUUUUUAUAUUGGACGUAAUGGUUUUUUUGAAGUGGAAAUUGUGUCUUUCUAAUGAGUUCUUAUAUUAUUUUGUUCUGAAAUGUGCCCAUUUUAGAAAAAUCUAAGAUUAUUUUCGAUCUGCUGGCUCACACAAAAAAACAUUUCUAUUUAGAUGUAGAAUCAGAAUUGCAUCAAUUUCCUCCAAAUUAUAAAAUUAACCACUAUCCAGAAAAAUAUAAUUAAACAUUAUUUAGAAGAUCAGAUAUCCCAAUCGAACAAUUUGAUCAAAUAUGGCUGUGGAAUUUAUUUGCAUCAAUAUACAAUAUUGAUUCAACUAUUGAUAUACAGCCCGCUUUUGCCGUUUUUGUUCAUAGAUUGUGGUUUCAGCCGAUUGAAGCCGACAUAAAAUUGAAAUUUAUGAGAUAUUUCAAAAUAAAAAUCGACUUCAUUAUAAAGGAUUUCAUAAUAUCAUAUCACGAUGUCAAUAUAACGUCAAUGAAUGUCAAUGAAACGUAUUCCCCACAGGCAUAA
Caenorhabditis angaria is the source of this 1274-nucleotide messenger RNA. The record is from the annotation of a GenBank genome assembly. Lineage: Eukaryota; Metazoa; Nematoda; Chromadorea; Rhabditida; Rhabditidae.